Molecule: messenger RNA, 3603 nt
Organism: Kwoniella shivajii
Lineage: Eukaryota; Fungi; Basidiomycota; Tremellomycetes; Tremellales; Cryptococcaceae
Exons: 9
Coding region: 1-3603 (1200 amino acids)
Biological process (GO): spliceosomal complex disassembly
Cellular component (GO): intracellular anatomical structure; catalytic step 2 spliceosome
Molecular function (GO): RNA helicase activity; ATP binding; RNA binding
Source: RefSeq, a predicted model, not a curated record
AUGUCCACUGACAAGGAACUGUACAAGCUCGAGCUGCUUUCCCUGGUUUCUCGGGUAUCGCAAGAGCUAUUCAAUCACACAAAAUUGCAGGACAAAAAGCUGGCGGAAUUUGUGAUAGCUCAAAGCAAAACUCCUGAAGCAUUUCAAACGAAGCUCGGAGAAAUCGGAGCCGACUUCCCGGAAUGGUUUGUCAAGAAUCUCGAUAGAUUGAUCGUCACAAUGCAUCCAAAGUACAAGCGUAAAGCGGCAAAAGCGAAAGCAGCCACCGCUAGUGGCAAGGUGGGAAGCAAGCCCGAGAUAUUAGAUGAGCAGAAAGCUCUGCAGGCCAGGAAGUUCCCGGGUCUAUCUCUGCCUGACCAGGAUUGGACAACAGCGGACAAAUAUAUCGAAACGCGUGGAGCAAAAGAACCUGCAGUAGAAAAGCUUCCCGAGUCCCUUACCAUCGACGACACCUUGGCUCAGCUCGAGGCUGUUGCAUCGCGUCGGAAUAGACCGGCAGCUGAAGACUGGCUGGACGGAGAACCAUCGUCCAAGAGACCGCGAAAUGGAGAUAUGGAACGGGAUAAUGGAUAUGCUGGCAGGGAUAACGGGUACGGCAGAAGGGACAAUGGAUAUCGAGGAAGGGAUGAUAGGUAUGGGGGACAACCGUCAGACCAGUCUCGAGGACGACCGACCAUCGACGAUCGCCCAGUUCUGUACAAAAUCUACAAUGGCAGUAUCUCGAAUGUACGGGAUUUCGGUGCUUUUGUUACGCUCGAAGGGGUUCAAGGGAGAACCGAGGGCAUGGUGCACGUCUCCAGCAUCGCGAAUUCCCGUGUCACCUCAGCCAGUGAACUCGUCAAACGUGGCCAACGUGUCAAGGUCAAGGUCAUGUCAGUCGCCGGCACAAAGGUUGGCUUGAGUAUGAAAGAUGUUGAUCAGAACACUGGCGCCGACCUCUCACCACAUCUGCGAGUAAAAACGGCUGAGGAGCUGGCUGACGAGGAGAGACGUGCCGCAACCCAAAGUCUUACUGGCAGCAAUUCUACUCCCCUCAUCCAUGUUGAAGAACGUGGAGGCUCUAGUGCUAAACGACUAUCCUCUCCGGAACGGUUCGAAAUCAAGCAGCUCAUUGCAAGUGGGGUUGUGAGUGCUUCAGAUUACCCUGAUUUGGAUGAAGAUUUCAACCCAUCGGCUUCCAAUCGGGAAAUCGAUGAGGAUAUUGAUAUCGAGGUAAACGAGGUUGAGCCCACCUUCCUCUCAGGCCAGACUAAAGUCACCCUCGAACUGUCUCCCGUCAAGAUCAUCAAGGCUCCUGAUGGUUCAAUGAAUCGUGCUGCUCUUGCUGGUGCAUCUCUCGCCAAGGAGCGUCGAGAUCUUAAGCGUCUUGAUGCCAAUGAGCAAGCUGAUUCUGAGUCGCGCGAAAUAAAUCAGCCUUGGCUUGAUCCAAUGGCUAAUCAAACCGAACGUCAAUUUGCCUCUGAUAUCAAGGGAAAUCUCCUUGGCCAAAAAGCAGCUCAACUACCCGCUUGGAAAGCCGCCAACAAGGUUGUCUCCUACGGUAGAAUCACUUCUUUGAGUAUACAAGAACAGAGACGUAGUCUUCCAAUUUACAAAUUGAGGGACCAGUUGGUUCAAGCUAUCAGAGACGUAAUUGUUGUUGGAGACACCGGUUCCGGCAAAACCACUCAAAUGGCUCAAUAUCUUGCUGAAGAAGGGUUCCUUGAGAGGGGUCGUCUCGGAUGUACGCAACCCCGUAAAGUUGCUGCUGUGUCUGUAGCAAAACGUGUAGCGGAAGAAGUCGGUUGCCGGCUUGGAGCAGAAGUAGGGUAUACGAUCCGUUUUGAGGAUAUGACCAGUCCCGAGACCAAGAUCAAAUACAUGACUGACGGUAUGCUUCUGAGAGAAUUACUCGUUGACCCCGAUUGCACCAAAUAUUCCGUGAUCAUGUUAGACGAAGCGCAUGAAAGAACGAUAGCUACCGACGUGCUUUUUGGUCUCCUCAAGAAGGCAUGUAAACGUCGACCUGAUCUCAAGCUCAUCUGUACAUCUGCCACCCUUGAUGCCGCCAAAUUUGCUACAUACUUCUGGGGAUGUCCUAUCUUCACCAUUCCAGGUCGAACUUUCCCAGUUGAGACACUCUAUACUAAAGAGCCGGAACCCGAUUACCUCGAAGCAUCUCUCAUCACUAUCCUCCAGAUUCAUCUCAUGGAACCUGCAGGUGAUAUUCUACUGUUUCUGACAGGUCAAGAGGAGAUUGACACAGCUUGCGAAGUUCUCUACGAACGUGUGAAAGCACUAGGACCUCAAGUGCCGGAACUUAUCAUUCUUCCGGUCUAUGCUGCCCUCCCGUCUGAGAUGCAAUCGCGUAUCUUUGAUCCUCCGCCUCCAGGAGCCCGAAAGGUUGUCAUUGCUACGAACAUUGCCGAAACAAGUAUCACCAUAGAUGGUAUUUACUACGUUAUCGAUCCUGGAUUUGCAAAGCAGAAUGCCUACGAUCCCAAACUUGGAAUGGACUCCUUGAUUCCUAUUUCUCAAGCCCAAGCCCGUCAACGAUCUGGUCGAGCAGGCCGAACAGGUCCCGGCAAAUGCUAUCGGCUCUACACGGAAAUCGCAUAUCGGAAUGAGAUGCUGCCGAAUCCCAUUCCCGAGAUUCAACGAACCAACCUCGCGUCUACCAUUCUCACUCUCAAAGCCAUGGGUAUCAAUGAUCUGAUCAGUUUCGAUUUCAUGGAUCCUCCUCCCGCGGCGACUAUGAUGACCGCUCUUGAGCAGCUGUAUGCUCUUGGCGCUCUGGAUGAUGAAGGUCUUCUCACUCGUAUUGGCAGAAAGAUGGCCGACUUCCCACUGGAUCCUCCUCUUUCGAAGAUGCUUAUCAAGUCCGUAGAUUAUGGGUGUUCCGAAGAGGCAUUGACUAUCGUUGCCAUGCUCCAAGCUGGUGGUCAAGUCUACUAUAGGCCAAAAGACAAGCAGGCGCAGGCGGAUGCGAAGAAAGCAAAAUUCCACCAGCCAGAAGGAGACUUGCUUACUUUCUUGGCAGUAUACAAUGGUUGGAAGGCUUCCAAAUUCAGCAACCCUUGGUGUUUUGAAAAUUUCAUCCAAACAAGAGCGAUGAAAACAGCUCAAGAUGUCAGAAAACGUGAGUGCAAUGUCAAACAUACCUCGCUAACAGUCGCAGAGUUGAUCGGUAUCAUGGAUCGAUACAAACACGAUCUCGUCUCGUGUGGCACCAACUUCAAUCGCGUGCGAAUGGCUAUAUGCUCUGGAUUCUUUCGAAAUGCAGCCAAGAAAGAUCCUACUGAGGGUUAUAAAACGCUUGUCGAGGGUACUCCGGUCAGCAUCCAUCCGUCGAGUGCCCUGUUUCAACGUCCACCUGAGUGGUGUGUCUAUUAUGAGCUGGUCCUCACCGCUAAGGAGUACAUGCACCAAGUGACGGUCAUCGAACCGAAAUGGUUAUCGGAAGUUGCGCCCACGUUCUUCCGUGUCGCAGAUCAGAACAAGAUCAGUAAGCGAAAGGCUUCCGAGAAAAUCGAGCCGCUGUUUGAUCGAUUUGCAACAAACAAGGACGACUGGCGUCUUAGCAAGCAGAAGCGCGCAACGCGUUCUUCUCAAACCUUUGGAUAA